AUGGACCUCUCAGGUGAACCAGCAGGUGACACGUCUAACAUACUUCGUGUCCCCCCACCCCGCUCCCAUCACUUCUCAUUCGGAACCACCGGACUUCUGGAUUCUGGCCAAGCUACUCUCUACGAGGCGUAUGUGGACUCUACUCGCAGAAACCCCGACAAUGUCACUCGACGUGCACACCAUGCAGAGUCAACACCUACAUCCGCCCGACAAACAGUCGAGGCAACAGCCAGAAACAGACGCACACACGCAUUACGUGCAGAGUCACACCACGGGAGCCUGUCUCGAUCGCCGUCCCCGACGACGGACGACAAGCAGAUUCGCCAAAAUGCGGCUAGAGAUGCCGCGACGUACAGAUCUCCUCGCAAUGUCUCACAACCUUCCUCUUGUCACCCUUCUCAGACCCAACAGCAGGAGAUGUCGUACUACCCCAACGGUUUUCCUCAGCCGCUGGGUACUCAGUACACACCCAGGGCCACAUUGCAACCAAGCGCCUCUCGUGCGCAACAGCGACCAUACGCGGCGACCCAUCCAGCUGCCCCGUACGCUCGCCAACUAACGUAUACCGCGCCGGCCCCUACCACGCAGUACAUACAACCGCCGAUGGCCGACAGCGAUAACCGCGUCGUCGAGCAACCUCACCUCGCUCACCAAGCAGCGGCAGUAAACACCAACAACGGUGUUCCCGUGCCUGUCACGGUAGCGAGCAUUGAUAGCACCCAUGCGUCCACCAUAGCAGUGACUACCAAUAGCGCUCCCGCACCCGCAACGGCAGCAAGCACCGAUAGUGCACCUGCGCCAGCCACCGUUUCAGGCGCCGAUAGCGCACCUGCGCCUGCAGCACCAGCGACCACUGUUAGUGCUCCCACACCCACCACGACCGCUGGUGCCGCGAGAACUCAUGAAGCUGUGCCGCCUGUCCGCAACGGCUUGAAGAAGACGUUCCAGCGCCACCCCGAAGACCCCCUCUUCUACGUUGAGUUGCUCACAAAAGGGUGGGCACAGGGACGCAUCCGAACGUUCAUGGACGAUCACAUUGAAGGUUAUCGCGUCGCACGCUCCCAGACAUACUCGCGCGUUCGUGAUUACAUCAACACCACAACAAACGAAUUCUUCGAAAUGGUGCCUUGGCGUAACAAGGUUUCCGACCCCAUUCCUGACGACUAUAACCCUCAUGCCAUGGAACACUUGUCCGAGAUCGAGGAAGAUCAAAAAGCGCACAAGAUCGAGUCAAUUAAAAAUUCCAUCAAAUCCUGGCUAGAUCGCCGGAUCGACGGUAACAAGCUUGCAGGCCGCCCGAGCAGCAAGGAGAACAACGUCUGGACACGUCUUCUCAAGCAGCUGUCGGGUGUUCCUAGCGUGAAGCCUAAAAAGCUCUCGGCCGUUCAAUUCUGGUCCAAGGCGCAUUACGCAUUGGUGCGCUCUCAGUUCCGCGAGAAGAUCACCUCUGAGUACUUCAACAAGCUCUCCGAUAAGGAGCAGCUCGAUUGGGCAGAGAAGGCGAAGGCGGACCACGCCCGCGAAGUCAGUAAAUGGCACGCGGCUCUUAACACCCCCGUUGACACGGCUCCUGAGGCUCGACAGAUUGCUAUCGACACCCUGAACGUGUUCCUGUCUCCCAUCCUCAACGAAGUCCACGCAGCCACUGGGUUUCAUAUCACGAUGUUUCUAUGCGGGCCAGAACCUCACAAAGGCGGCCGUCUCAACGUCAUUGGGAUGCAUUGGGGGACGCACAUCGCCCCAUCUCCGCAAAACUGGCCUGCUGCCCAACCUCAGUCGCAUAAACUCGCGAUCAAGCAUUUUUUAGAUUUUGUAGAGACCUGUUUCACCAACGAGAUGAAGGCGCAAUCUGCUCUCAAAAUGAACAGCGCGUCGAAUAUUCCAGAAGCACUGCGCACUGCUGGCAUGGACAAGGAUGGCGUGAAGAGCACCACCCACGAGGCAUCUGGAUCCUCUGAUUCCAUCAAUCCAUCUUUGGCAGCGCCACUUCCUUGUUCUGACGAGAACCCCGCUCGAUCUGCGCCCUCUCGAACCAGCCAUGACGUUAACGCUUCCAUGCGGAAGACUGGGCAGCAGUCAGCAAAAACCCUGAAACAUAAAACCGCGCCAGCGGCAUCGACUGCGCCCGCUCCCCCGGCUCCAGGUCCCCCGUCCGUUACAAAACCUGCCGCAUGCAAAAAGCCCACGCGCAACAUGACCUUGCAGCCAGCCAACCUCCCGAAGCCGUCUCGAGGCAAGCGCAAGCAUGUGGUGCCCUCUAGUGUUUCUGAGGAAGAGGACGCGACGUUAACCGGCUCCGAGAGUGACAACAUCAGCAACAACGAGGAGAGCCUGCCUGUCGAGAAGAUCUACAACACCCGCCAUUGCCGUAUUCAGGCCCAGGAAGACCACUUGCUGUCUCAGACAGCCAAAGUUAAUACUCCAGCUGUGGCUAACCAUGGUGACGUUUCAUCUGAAACCCAACCCACGACCUCCCAAAAAUCCAUGGACAACGGUGCAGAAAGGUCUUUGAAUGAUAACAGCAGGAAUACCGUUGUCAAUACUCCACGCGACCACGGCUCGGAUAGUGCUGUUGUCCACGCCGCUGAUCCUCGCACGGGUGUGGAGGGCACCGCGAAGACUCCUAUGAGCAGUCUACAACCCCUCAACAAUGCUCCUACCUGGAUAAAGCACGUGCUUACGUACUUAAGGCUCCUGGAUAUGCUUCUGCCCGACGAUCGUCGCAAGAUUGACCGCGGUGCAUCUGCCACGAUCGGAGAACAACAGGGCUGGACUCUACCGAUCCUGUACUCGCAGCUUCUCGACGAGUACUUGCUCCUUGAGCACUCCUCCAACUUCUCGUCUCUGCAGGGUCCGGCUGGCAGGUUGGACUCCAAGGAGAGGCCAAAGGAGGUUCAUUGGUGGAUCGCGCGCAAGCAACUCAUCACAGUUCGUCCCUCCAUUCCUGAGGUGGAGCGGUUCGCGAGCCAGUGGUGGAAGUGGUGGGUUUCCCUUCAGCCCGACUGGCGAGGUGUUGCGGCACCUUCUGGCUCUUCCCCCCCUCCCCUUCCUCGCCAUGGCCGUGAUGGGGACUGGUCCACCCUCGACAAACCCGGAGUGAACGGAUUCACAUCCCUUGUUGUCUGUCUGAAGUGGUGGGGGGCAGAGACCGCGCUCGCAAGUAAGGACCCUUUAUGGAUCGCUGCUGUCGAAGAUACCAAGUGGGUAAUGAGCUGUAUACGUUGCUCUCGCUCUUGGCGUGAUAACCCGGCUGCAAAGGAACCAAAGGAGAGGGCUACCAAGCGUCAGCGCACUGUCUGA
Messenger RNA from Coniophora puteana RWD-64-598 SS2, 3300 nucleotides. RefSeq lists its product as uncharacterized. The record is from RefSeq and is a predicted model, not a curated record. NCBI's taxonomy places the organism in Eukaryota, Fungi, Basidiomycota, Agaricomycetes, Boletales, Coniophoraceae. The coding region runs from base 1 to 3300 and encodes 1099 amino acids. The transcript is spliced from 13 exons.